Messenger RNA from Dermatophagoides farinae (American house dust mite), 1885 nucleotides. The record is from RefSeq and is a predicted model, not a curated record. Lineage: Eukaryota; Metazoa; Arthropoda; Arachnida; Sarcoptiformes; Pyroglyphidae.
UUUCAUCUGAUUUUAAAUCAAAAUCCAAAGUACAAAAUAGCAACAAAAAACAACAACAACAGUUGAAAUCAACCAGGUGAAGUGAAGACAAUUGACAUCAUCGAAUGACAAAUUUUAUUCAUUUGAAGAAUUGAAAAAACACAACACACACCUAAAUUUAUCAAGGAAACGAUAAAAAUCAUCCAAGAAAGAAAAAUGGGAAGAAAAAAGAUACAAAUAUCUCGCAUCACUGAUGAACGUAACCGACAGGUUACGUUUACCAAACGUAAAUUUGGUCUAAUGAAAAAAGCAUAUGAACUAAGUGUACUAUGUGAUUGUGAGAUUGCCUUAAUCAUAUUCAAUAGUACAAAUAAAUUAUUUCAAUAUGCAAGUACCGAUAUGGAUAAGGUAUUGUUGAAAUAUACUGAAUAUAAUGAACCACAUGAAAGUCGUACGAAUAGCGAUAUUGUUGAGGCAUUGAAUAAAAAAGAACAUAAAGGAUCAUCAAAUGGUUGUGAUAGUCCUGAACCGGAUGAUUCACAAUAUACAUUAACACCACGUGGUAAUGAAAAUAAAUAUAAAUUAAAUGAUGAUUUUGAGCUAAUGAUGCAACAACGUAAUAAUUCGCAUAUCAAUGGCAAUAGAUCAACACCAACCGGAUUAACCGGAUCAACAAUUGGUGGCGUUGGUGGUGGCCUAACACAUCAAAAUAUACCCGUUACUUUAGCAUUAAAUUCAUCAUCAUCAUCAUCACCAUAUGCGCCACAAGAUUCUAGUCUGUUACAAACACAGCAAUUAUCACCUCAUUCAUCAUGUGUUAGUCCAAGACCAAGCUCAUCAGGCGCAAUGAUUGAAAUGACAAGUACAACGGCGGCAACAACAAAUGGUUAUCAUCAUAAUAAUCAUCAUCAACAUCAUCAACAUCAUAAUCGUUCAUGUUCACCAUCAACAAUAUCGGGUAAUAGUUCACCAAAUCUAAUUAAAUCAUCAUCAUCAUCAACGACGACGAUGGGUAAUCAUAAAUCAACAAUUACCAAUGGUAAUAAUCAAAAUAAUGGCAGUUCUGGUGGACAAACAACAAAUAAUAAUAAUAAUAAUCAGAAUGGUCAGAAUCGUGGUAAUAAUAAUAAUAAUAAUUUGUCAAGAAAUAUUGUUAUGCCAAAUUCACAUGCAAAUAUGAAUCAUCGCAAUCUAAAUGGUACUCAGAAUCUAACAUCAUUAUCACAAUCAAUUCAGGGUAUGGCUGCUGCUAGUGGUGGUUAUCCGUCCUCAUUAUCAUCGUUUGGUUCAAAUGAUUUUCAAAAUAUUAAUCAUGAAUUGGCAUUAGCAAGCUUUAAUUCAUCUGGUCUGUUGCCAAAUUGGCCAACACAUUCAUUAGCAGGUGGUGGUGGUGGUGGUGGUGGUUUAACGCCCUUAACCGCAAGUGGUGGUGGCAUAAGUCUUUCACAUCAAAGUUCAUCAUUACCACAUUUAUCUGUGAGUAGUAGUACACCGCCACCACCAUCAUCAACAUCACCAUUAUCGAUGAAGAUAAAAAAUGAGCCAAUAUCACCUCAACGUGAACAACAAUCAACAGCAACGAAUGGUGGAGGUGGUGGUCAACAACAAAAUAAUCAAACAACAACAACACAAUCAUCAAUAGUAGCAGCGGCGGCAGCUGCAGCACAUCAAUUGGCAACAUUACAACGGCCAACAUCCGGUCAUCUGUCACCGGGGCAUCCAUUAACACCAUCAACAUCAUCAUCGCCCGAUCCAUCGGGUAGUUCCGAUUAUGAAGGACCUAUUGGUAAACGGAUACGUGUUACAGCCGAUGGUUGGCCUGCUUGAUUGCUAUUAUUAUAUCAUUAUUAUUAUUAUUGUUGUUGUUGUUGUUGCUGUUGUUGUUUUUUUCUCAUCAUCAUCAUCC